This is a messenger RNA of Argiope bruennichi, 918 nucleotides long. RefSeq names its product homeobox protein MSX-3-like. The record is from RefSeq and is a predicted model, not a curated record. The transcript is spliced from 4 exons. Lineage: Eukaryota; Metazoa; Arthropoda; Arachnida; Araneae; Araneidae. Gene Ontology annotation, molecular function: DNA-binding transcription factor activity, RNA polymerase II-specific; DNA binding. The coding region runs from base 1 to 918 and encodes 305 amino acids. Gene Ontology annotation, biological process: regulation of DNA-templated transcription.
AUGACGACCGAGAAGCAAUUGGAAUCAAUGAAUUCCCAUUCACCACAACCUCAGCACAAAUUUUCAAUCGAUGACAUUCUUUCUGGCAGCACUGGCAACACCAGCAACGGUCGUAGCAGUAAUCUCGCCAAUCUUCCAACUUCUGCCAUCCUCUUGCGAGCAGCAGCCAGAGCUAACCGCAUGAAAGAGGAUGGACAUUUUCCUCUUCCAAGGCCACCUGUAUGCGUGAGGCCAACGCCUGUGGCCUUCCACCCCAGUCCACUAUAUCCAUCGAGGUCAGAUGCAACUUCGUUGACUCUAGGGUAUCUGGCUCCAGCCCUGGGUCUGGAAUCUGGAGCUCACAUUCCACACCACCCUCAAGGGGAUGUAGCUCCUCAUCAUCAGGCGGGGACCUCUUUUCCAAACUAUGCCGUCACCACUGCAGCAUCUGCUCUCAGCAAUUAUGGCACGUGGUUAGGAAGACCUCCAUUUUUCACAUUGUCAGCACCAAAACCUUCAGGUAGAAGACCUAGGAAACCAGGUGUAGAAAGGAAACCCAGGCAAGCUUACAGUGCAAAACAGCUGGAAAGAUUAGAAGCAGAAUUCAAGAUUGACAAGUACCUGAGUGUCAGUAAAAGGAUGGAACUAUCCGCUGCUCUAAAUCUCACAGAAGUACAAAUCAAAACGUGGUUCCAAAAUAGAAGAACGAAGUGGAAGAAACAGCUGACAGCUCGCAUGAAAAUCGCUCACAGGCAAGGACUCUGGCCAGCUCAUUAUCUUCCAUCUGCCCAUGCCUUCGCGCCCUUCCUCAGCACCUCAUACUGCCAGCUAUCGUCUGCGGCACUUGGUGACAACAUUGACAUCACGAGGACGCCAGUCAGUGACAACGGAACUGCACCGCCAGACCUUGACGACAACAAAUCGCUGGACGAUAAGUGA